AUGGCAGACAACGACAAAACCGUUUACGAAGCAAGGCUGGAUGCCUUCGAGCUUUAUCAUAAAUAUGAAUAUCCAGAACGCCCGAAGAAUCACGGAGAUUGGAAAACUGCGGCGCUGCGGGGACCUGGUCUUCCAGCAUUGGGACAUGCAGUCGCAGGUGCCGCGGGGUCGGCAGUGUCGAAUGUCGCGACAUACCCGCUGAGGUUGAUCGUGACUCGGUUGCAGAUGCAGAGACUUGCUGCGCGCAAAAAGGGCUCUAAGCCGACAGAAGAAAAAGCUGGCUCGACACGAGAAACGUACUCGGGAAUUGUCGACGCGGCACAAACGAUAUACGCAAAGGAAGGAGGCGUCAAGGGCUUCUUCACUGGCGUCGGCGAUGAUACAUGGAAGACCAUUGCGGAUUCGUUUCUCUUUUUCCUCGCAUAUACUGCCCUGCGUCAACAGAGACUCAAUUCUAAACUACACGCAAGCGGGAAAAAGCGCACCGUGCUCCCGAUCCUGGACGAGCUGGCUGUUGGUGUGCUUGCUGGGGCUUUCUCAAAGUUCUGGACAACGCCACUUGCAAACAUUGUGACCAGGAAGCAGACUGCUGCGUUUCUGAGCGAAGAUGGUGAAAUCUCAACUAAGAAGGUCACCGCACAAAUCCAAGCCGAGAAAGGUAUUACUGGGUUCUGGGCUGGUUACUCGGCAUCUUUAUUCUUGACAUUGAACCCAUCUAUCACAUUUUUCUUAAAUGAAUUUUUGAAAUAUGCACUGCUUCCUCGCAACAAACGGCAGAAUCCACCGGCCGCGGCGACGUUUCUGCUUGCAGCUAUCAGCAAAGCUGUCGCUUCUACAAUCACAUACCCAGUUUCUCUAGCCAAAACGCGACUUCAAGCAGAUUCUUCCUCAGACAAUGAAAGCAAAGACACUUCACCUGCCAAAUACUUUAGGCCUGAAGUUUUCUUCACUCUUCAGUCAAUAGCAGUGCAAGAAGGAAUCGGCGCAUUGUAUGACGGCCUUUUCGGCGAAGUUCUCAAGGGCUUUUUGUCGCACGGCAUUACAAUGCUGACGAAGGAUGUGGUACAUUCUUCCAUCGUCAAUACUUACUAUACUCUCCUCAUUUUGCUGAACAAAUACCCAUCCCCUGAUGAGCUGAUGGUUAUCGCUCGCGAACAGGCCGAGGCGUAUGCAGAGGUUGCGCGCGAGGGAGCAAAAGAGCUAGCUGAGACAGUCAAAGAAGGAACAUGGUCCCUGACGUCCUCUAAUAUGUCUGUGGAUAUGACCUCAAAUGCGUCGGAACAUUCCCCUUUUGAUGAUACGAAUGAAUUGGCAGAGAUUGUAGGUGAUUACGUUGAGGAUGACGCUGCUGAAUGGCGCAGUCUUUACCAUUGGUUCUGGAGCCGAUUUAAGUGA
Molecule: messenger RNA, 1395 nt
Organism: Talaromyces proteolyticus
Lineage: Eukaryota; Fungi; Ascomycota; Eurotiomycetes; Eurotiales; Trichocomaceae
Product: putative mitochondrial carrier protein
Exons: 2
Coding region: 1-1395 (464 amino acids)
Source: RefSeq, a predicted model, not a curated record